This is a messenger RNA of Trichomonas vaginalis G3, 1554 nucleotides long. RefSeq names its product integrase core domain containing protein family. Gene Ontology annotation, biological process: DNA integration. The record is from RefSeq and is a predicted model, not a curated record. Gene Ontology annotation, molecular function: nucleic acid binding. The transcript has a single exon. The coding region runs from base 1 to 1554 and encodes 517 amino acids. NCBI's taxonomy places the organism in Eukaryota, Parabasalia, Trichomonadida, Trichomonadidae.
AUGGAUAACACAGAUUUAAAAAAUUUAAUUGAUGAUUUAGUACUUAAUCAAAAUUUUCUUAGUUAUUAUGAAUUAAAAUCAUAUCUCCAAAAACAUAAUAACAAUAUAACGGGUGAUGAUAUGGAAUAUUAUUAUCCAUAUUAUAAAAAUGAAAUUUUGAAAUAUCAUGAUAGAAUAAUUUCUAAAAUUAAAGACAAAAUUAAAAAUAAUGAAUAUUCAAAGGGAAAAACUAAAUCACAACUUAAACAGUUGAAAGAUUUCAAAAAUAAAGUAUUAACAGAAGAAGAUAUUGAUGAAUUAUAUAAUUUAUAUAAUCCUGAGCCGCAAAAACCAAAGCCGAGGUCUAAAGUAGCAAAUGUUCAACAGCUAAAGGAACAAAACGCCCAGGUCCUUCAGACCAUAAAUGAUGCACAAGCUUUAAUUUAUGAUUCAUUAGUUAAACCAUAUUCAGCCCGACUUUUAAAUGAAGAUCAACUUUUGGAAUUCAUCCUUCAACAUAAACUCGAAGCGGGAAAGUAUAUCAAACCUUUAUAUACAGCAUAUUUAAAACAAAUGAAUAGAAUACAUCCAGAAUUAAUGAAGGAAGGAAUGAAGGAAGGAAUGAAAUCCAAAAUCAAAGCAGAUAAAAUUAAACCACUUGCAAUACCAAAACCUCCAACGACAGUACCGCCUCCUCCUUCAGUUAAUCCUUCAUCAUUCACUUUAUUAUAUCCAUUUCAAACAUUAAAGAAGCAAAAAGAUUUUAAAAAGUGUUUCAAGAUAUUAAAUAAACCAAUUGACCCGAAAAUUCAACCGUUAAAGGAAAAAUUUAGUCGCCCUUCAUUUGCUCCAUAUCCAUAUUCAUACGAAAUAGAUCAUCUGGAAUAUUCAAAAGGAAACGUUACUUAUUUAUUUGCCAUUAACAUUAACACUAGAUAUUUAUAUUGCAUUCCAGUGAAAGGGAAAACAGAACAGGAAACAAGAAGAGCUAUACAAUACUUACUAGAUCAUGAAAGAGUAGAUAAUAUCAGGGGUGAUGGUGAUAAAGGAUUUCAGGCAGCUAUGGCUCAUUAUUUCCCACAAAUUAAUUUUUUCUUUUCAUCCUCUCCAUAUACGUUUCAUAAUAAAAUAGUUGAUGCGGUAAUGAGAACUCUUAGAGAUGCGUUAGGGGUUAACGGUCAGAUAUACUGGGAUGGAAACCAUGACUCCAUCAUACAACAGUUAGUAUAUUAUUAUAAUAAUACAUGGCAUAGAACAAUAAACAUGAAACCAGUGGAAAUGAAAAAUGAUAUUUCAAAAGAAUGGGAAUAUAUUAGAAAGCAAAUGGAAAGGUUGAAUGAUGUUAAACGUGAACAAAUUAAUUCGGGGCUCAUGAAUUUUAAACAAGGGGAUAAAGUUUUGAUUCAUCUCGAUUAUGGAAAAACUGAUAAAUCAAUGACAAAAAGAAGACGAAGAUUUGACACAAUAGCUGAAUUUGUUAGAUAUAUUAACGGCAAUGCAUUAGUUGAAGUUGACAAUAAAUUAAUAGAAAUUCCAAUUUAUUUUAUUACCCCAUUAUAUUUAAAUAAUAUUUAA